GGAGCGGAAACUCGACAGUUUGACGCGCGGCGCAUCGGUGGCGAGACCUGUCAGAGUUCAAACGAGGAAUUAGAGAAACGAGGAACGUCAUCUGAGACCAUGGACAAGACUAAAACUAAGUUACAAUUAUUUUCGCCGCACCUAACGUGAUUUCGUUCGUUUUAAUCCGCCAUAAUCUGCUGCGCAACUGGGAAUUAUGGAGCGCGCGGAGCUCAACGAGCCAAAGCCGCCAUCCAAAGCUAACCAGGAACCCAUCCGAUUCGGGAUCGACCAGAUUCUGGGCUCUCUGGACCCGGAGAGCAGCCGUGGAAACACUGUGGAUAACAGCCGCUUGAGAAGCCCAACCAGGGCGAGCGUUGCGCCUCAUGUCUCCAUACCCGUCUCUCUCUCCGGAGUCCCGGGCUCGCUGGAGGACUGCGGGCGGGUGUACGGGGUGAGCGGCUCUCUGGUGCCCGGUGGAGUGAUUCGGGUCCCGGCGCACAGACCUCUGGCUGCCGCGGUGCCGCAGGCGAUGUUGAGCGCGGCACCGGCGCUGUGUUUCCCCUGGAUGGACAAUAACCGCAGGUUCCCUAAAGACAGACUGCCAGCUCUCAUUCCGUUCACCGUGACCCGGCGGAUCGGUCACCCGUAUCAGAACCGAACUCCCCCGAAACGGAAAAAGCCCCGCACGUCGUUCUCUCGCGUGCAGAUCUGCGAGCUGGAGAAGCGCUUCCACAGGCAGAAGUAUCUCGCGUCCGCGGAGCGCGCGUGCCUCGCCAAGAGCCUGAAGAUGACGGACGCGCAGGUCAAGACCUGGUUCCAGAACCGCAGGACCAAGUGGAGAAGGCAAACAGCUGAGGAAAGAGAGGCGGGACGUCAGCAAGCCAAUCGGAUGCUGCUUCAGCUUCAGGCCGACGCCCUCCAGAAGUCCAUGAGCGAAUCAGUGUCGUCGGAUCCUCUGUGUGUUCAUAACUCCUCCCUCUACGCCCUCCAGAACCUGCAGCCUUGGGCCCAGGAGAGAGCUGGGAAAACCACAACACUGGCUUAA
Molecule: messenger RNA, 1027 nt
Organism: Rhinichthys klamathensis goyatoka
Lineage: Eukaryota; Metazoa; Chordata; Actinopteri; Cypriniformes; Leuciscidae
Gene: tlx3a
Product: T-cell leukemia homeobox protein 3
Exons: 3
Coding region: 197-1027 (276 amino acids)
Biological process (GO): regulation of transcription by RNA polymerase II; animal organ development
Cellular component (GO): nucleus
Molecular function (GO): RNA polymerase II cis-regulatory region sequence-specific DNA binding; DNA-binding transcription factor activity, RNA polymerase II-specific
Source: RefSeq, a predicted model, not a curated record